This is a messenger RNA of Emiliania huxleyi CCMP1516, 492 nucleotides long. RefSeq lists its product as hypothetical. The annotation marks the transcript as partial. Lineage: Eukaryota; Haptophyta; Isochrysidales; Noelaerhabdaceae. The record is from RefSeq and is a predicted model, not a curated record. The transcript has a single exon.
AUGCUGGGCGAGCCCGACGCUGGCGGCGAGUGUUCCGAUCGCGGCAGCGCAUGGGCGCCUUCCCACAACGGCUCGGCAGCGGAGUGGGUCAGGCUGGAGUUUGGAGAUGAGCCGUUGCGCAUGAUUGGCUUGCAGGUGCGCGAGGUGCUGGCUGCGCCGUUCAUACUCCGCGUCGAGGUUGAGAGCGAGGAGGCGCAGCGUUGGACAAUAUGGAAUGGGACAGAUGAGACGCCGUGUCCCGGCUGGUUUGACCUCAGCUACGACAGCGGCAGUCAGGCCAUUGCCGCGGUCUACAUCUUCACCCAGGCCGACGGCUUUGAGGAGAUUGAUGCCGUUUCGUUGGAAGUGCCCAUUCCAUGCUCGCCCUCGCCGCCGCCCGAGUCACCCUCAACUCCCCUGCCCGCCUUCGCCGUGCUCACCGCGCGGCCGCUGGCCGUCGUGCUUGCGCUAGUCGCCGCGUGGCUCCUCCUCUUUGCAUACCUCUGCCUGCGG